UCCCUGCGUGUAUUGGGCACGUCGCCCCUCCCUCCAGCGAAGCUCCGUCGUGCUGUCCCACUACAGAUCGCCGAAACGAUUUCAGCACCGGGACAGAUCCUCGACUGUCUAAUGGCAACAUGGCGACGGAGUUCCACAACCUGCAGGAGAUGCAGCUCAGCGCCUCCCUGGCCACUAAGGUGUUCAUCCAGAGGGACUACAGUGAGGGGACUGGCUGCAGGUUCCAGAGGAAGCUGCCCUCCGAGCUGGAGAGCAGGAUCGAGCGCACCCUGUUUGAGGACACGGUGAAGACGCUGAAUAGGUUCUACGCGGAGGCGGAGAAGAUCGGGGGCCAGUCCUACCUGGAGGGCUGCAUGGCCUGUGCCACGGCCUACGUCAUCUUCCUCUGCAUGGAAACCCGCUACGAAAAGGUGCUGAAGAAGAUCUCCAGGUACAUCCAGGAGCAGAACGAGAAGAUCUACGCCCCCCGUGGCCUGCUCCUCACCGACCCCAUCGAGAGGGGCAUGAGAGUGAUUGAGAUCUCCAUCUUCGAGGACCGCGGCUCCAGCAGCUCCAGCUCGGGCAGUAGCUCCACCUCCAGCAGCAGCGGCCGGUGACUGGAGGAGCAGCCCCAGGGCUACGGGUACAGGGGGGCCGGGGGGCUCCCCAAGAUCCGCAUGCUGAAACAUGAGAGCACCCGCUUCUGAACCCGGGGAACGGGGGGCGCACCCUUACCCCGAAACGUGCCAACAGCCAAUCACAAAGCCAGGAGCUGGCACACUCACACACACAAACUCACACAUAC
Molecule: messenger RNA, 784 nt
Organism: Conger conger (European conger)
Lineage: Eukaryota; Metazoa; Chordata; Actinopteri; Anguilliformes; Congridae
Product: golgin subfamily A member 7B-like
Exons: 5
Coding region: 120-596 (158 amino acids)
Biological process (GO): peptidyl-L-cysteine S-palmitoylation; protein targeting to membrane
Cellular component (GO): palmitoyltransferase complex
Source: RefSeq, a predicted model, not a curated record